Selaginella moellendorffii is the source of this 504-nucleotide messenger RNA. RefSeq names its product actin-fragmin kinase. Gene Ontology annotation, molecular function: protein binding. The annotation marks the transcript as partial. NCBI's taxonomy places the organism in Eukaryota, Viridiplantae, Streptophyta, Lycopodiopsida, Selaginellales, Selaginellaceae. The transcript is spliced from 3 exons. The record is from RefSeq and is a predicted model, not a curated record.
GCACUUCGUCGAUCCAGCGAUCAGCUCCAGCAGCAGCUGCCGGGGUGCAAAUGGGGCCACACCUGCAAUGCGGUCAGGAAUCUCAUCUACAUUUUCGGUGGCUGCGGCCGGGACGAGUGCCAGACCAACGAUGUUCAUGUCUUCGACAUUGGGACGUACACCUGGAGCAAGCCUGUGAUGAAAGGAACGCACCCUUCUCCUCGGGACAGCCACAGCUCCAUGGCCGUCGGGUCUAAGCUCUAUGUGUUUGGUGGGACCGAUGGAAGCAACCCGCCAAACGAUCUCUUUGUUUUGGAUACUGCUACCAACACCUGGGGGAAACCCGACGUUUUUGGUGAUGUUCCUGCUCCGAAAGAAGGACAUAGCGCAUCUCUCAUCGGUGACAACCUGUUCGUGUUUGGGGGAUGUGGGAAAUCCAGCGAUCCCUUAGAGGAGGAGUACUACAACGACCUCCAUGUUUUGAACGCGAGUAAUAUCCUGUUAUCUUUCCUUGUUUUCUUCUAA